Pseudonaja textilis is the source of this 720-nucleotide messenger RNA. RefSeq names its product ovo like zinc finger 3 (gene OVOL3). Gene Ontology annotation, molecular function: DNA-binding transcription factor activity, RNA polymerase II-specific; RNA polymerase II cis-regulatory region sequence-specific DNA binding. Gene Ontology annotation, biological process: regulation of transcription by RNA polymerase II; epidermal cell differentiation. The record is from RefSeq and is a predicted model, not a curated record. Lineage: Eukaryota; Metazoa; Chordata; Lepidosauria; Squamata; Elapidae. Gene Ontology annotation, cellular component: nucleus.
AUGCCGAAGUCCUUUCUGAUAAAACGCCGUAAAUCGGCACCGCCAGGAACACGGAACUGGGGGGACAUCCCCGACCGGCUCCGGGGAGACUUGUACGUACCAGAGAGCGGAGCGGCCCCAGCCCUCGUGCACCCAAACCUCAGCCUCAGCAGCAGGAGCGAGUGGGAUGGAGGAGACGCCCCCCAUCGCUUUCUCCAAAACCUGGUUUAUCCGCAACCACCGGCCGUGGGAAAGGAUCCCCCGGCCAACAAGGGCAGGGGUCUCCCCGCCCAGGGGGGCUUCCAGUGCUCCGUCUGCAGCAAACGCUUCCCGCUGCAGCGCAUGCUGAACCGCCACGGCAAGAGCCACAGUCCCGUCAAGAGGCACCGGUGCCACUACUGCAGCAAAGGCUUCAACGACACCUUCGACCUCAAGAGACACCUGAGGACACACACAGGCAUCCGUCCGUACCGCUGCUGCCUCUGCCAGAAGGGCUUCACCCAGCGCUGCUCCCUGGAGUCUCACCUGAAGAAAAUCCACCGCAUCCCCCAGACCUAUGGCUACCGGGAACGCCGGGAAAAGCUCUUCGUGUGCGAGCAGUGCGGCUUCACUUGCGGCACCAGUGACGAGUACUAUGGGCAUGCGCGCCACGGCCACUCCGCCGGGCCCUACCUGGGGGGCCACUUCCCUGAGCCCGGAGCAGCAGCUUUUCAGGACCAAUUGCACCUUCUGCUCAGAUAA